AUGAUGCUUCACUGUGAAAGGGCUGCGUUUCCAAGGGCAACGUUUAAUUUACCUUUAUCCUCGAGGGAUGCCCGUUUGUACUGGCACUUGUACUCAACUGCGGCAAGAAACUCAUGCGUGUACCAGAAAGAUGUAAAUCAUGCUCUCCUCGUGACACUGUCCAAAUCAAUACACAGCCGCAAACAGAAAACACAUAUCAAUAUAUGGAACCAACUGAUACGUCUGAGGACCUUUGAUCCCAUUUCCCGUGAAAAUCUAAUAAACCGUCUAACUGUACUACUGUACAAGCAGAAUAGCCUAGAAUCUAUUUGUCUGGAAGGUCUGUCAUUAAAGCCGGACGAAGGUAUACGACUCCUUACGGCGUUGUACAAUUCUCGUGAAACAAUGAAAUAUGUGUAUUGUUGGCGCGCAUUCGAGAAAAUGGUUGGCAUCUCGACGGACGAUCACUAUCGGGCUGGAUCAAGAUUCUAUCAGGAGAAAAAGAUCGAGAAAUGCGACUGGUUCCACGCGAUCGGUUGUUUGGAGUGUCUCACCACACUGUCCAUAAAUUAUGCGUAUAUAGCGACACCCACGGGAGAUCUACUUGUCACUCUGGCCAAAAAACUUCAACGAAAUUGGCAAUGGCUGCAACUGCUCUGCUUAGAGGAAGAAAUUGUGCAGAGCCGUAAUUUGAUGAAAGAUGAAAUAGUCCUGAUACCUGAAAAAGCAUGGAAGAAAGCACAUCUUCUUGCACCAGCACUGAAAAUACAAUACGCUAUAAUUAGGAUACCAGAGUUUGAUAUUCACAAAAAGUUAUUAACUAAAUACACACGAACCCAUACCUUCUCACUAUCCACUGGUAUCGAUCUCAAAUUUCGACAACCUUGGUGCCUCGAUUCAACAAUUAAAAUAUUCUGUUCUUGGUAUCCGAAUACUUUAGUGUACUUAUACUUGCAAUUGUGGCAUAACCGAGAAAACUUGGAUAUUCAAUUAAAAAGACUGUUUCUGAAUCUGCCGUCUCUUCAAGUUUUUGAGUACACCGGUGAAAUUCGAAUGUUGAAAACACUUUGUGCUAUGUGUUGUCAAAUACAAUCCGGCAGUUGCAAUGUUCAUAAUGUUAAUAUAAAACUUCAAAAAGUUUUCUACGAAAACAUAGAUGAAGAAAAGUGGAUUAAAAGUGUAAGGUGCUUAAUAGCUUGUUUUAAGCACGAUUUUGAAAAAAUGGGUGUUAAGUUUAACGUUAGCUUCCAUAAUUCUUAA
This is a messenger RNA of Nomia melanderi (Alkali bee), 1239 nucleotides long. Lineage: Eukaryota; Metazoa; Arthropoda; Insecta; Hymenoptera; Halictidae. The record is from RefSeq and is a predicted model, not a curated record.